Macroventuria anomochaeta is the source of this 1032-nucleotide messenger RNA. Its product is annotated as zinc-binding oxidoreductase ToxD. Gene Ontology annotation, molecular function: oxidoreductase activity, acting on NAD(P)H. The transcript has 2 exons. The record is from RefSeq and is a predicted model, not a curated record. Bases 1 to 1032 code for a protein of 343 amino acids. Lineage: Eukaryota; Fungi; Ascomycota; Dothideomycetes; Pleosporales; Didymellaceae.
AUGUCUACACAAAAAGCCGUUGUUCACGCUGAAAAGGGCGUCUCUGAACUUCGGAGUGACGUCCCUCUCCCCAAGAUUCAGGACAAUUUCAUCAUCGUCAGGACAAAAGCCGUAGCUCUUAACCCUACAGACUGGAAGAGCAUCGAGAACACACCGUCCAAGGGAGCCAUCGCUGGAUGCGACUAUGCAGGCAUCGUUGAGGAAGUAGGCAGUGGCGUGAAGGAUGUCAAGGUUGGCGACAGAGUAGCCGGAUUCGCACGAGGGGGCGAUCCAGCAGACCACUCCAACGGUACCUUCGCCGAACACACCAAAGCCAAAGCCGGGAUCCACGCUAAGAUCGCCGAAAACAUCUCCUGGGAAGACGCUUCAACCCUCGGCGUUGGCAUCACCACUGUAGGACAAGGCCUGUACCAAACCCUUGGCCUGCCUCUUCCGCCCGCCAAAGUCUCAGAGCCCACGCCAGUCUUGAUCUACGGCGCCUCAACCGCCACAGGAACGCUCGCUGUCCAAUUUGCUAAACUUUCUGGCGCAAAGGUUUUCGCGACUGCGUCGCCGCACAACUUCGAUCUUGUGAAAAAGCUCGGCGCUGACCAUGUCUUUGAUUACAAAGACCCUGGGUGCGGAGAAAAGAUCCGUAAAAUUAGCAACGACAAGCUCAAGCUCGUUUUCGAUUGCAUUUCCGAGCACGGUUCUGAGAAGAUCUGCGCUGCAGUAAUUGGCUCAGCAGGCGGUUACUAUUCUGGGCUCUUGCCUGGGCCACUGAAGGACUUCCCGCGCCAGGAUGUUAAGCAUGGCUGGACGUUUGCGUAUACGGCGUUAGGCGAGAAGUUCAAUGAUAAGGUGCCUGCUAAGCCAGAGGAUUAUGAGUUCGGCGUUAAAUUCUGGAAGGCGGCCGAGGAGCUGUUCAACAGUGGAAAGAUCAAGGCGCAUCCUACGCUGGUGAGGGAUGGGUUGGAGGGUGUGCCGCAGGGGUUGAACGAUCUGAAGGACGGGAAGGUCUCUGGUAAGAAGUUGGUGUAUAGAGUUGUCUAG